GAUCUGCGAGGCUUUUAUUUUAGACGUUGUAAUAAACUCCGCUUGCAACCGCACCGAACUAAUCGCGCCAGUAUCAGUUACUUCUAGGAGCAGUCCUCCCGUUGUUCCAGCCAGCGCUUUCCCCAUCGGCCAAGGAUCUGUGCGAUCUAACUAAGUCCCCUUCGAAUCUCCCCACGGUCUAGGCUAACUCCGUCUCCGCCGCUCGCCGUCGGCCCCGCCUUCGGUUGCUGCAGAUCGCGACCAUGGGACCCCGCGGCGUCGCCCUAGCGCUCCUCGCGGCGGCGCUCCUCCAGGCCCUCGCCCCCGCGUCGGCGGCGGCGGCGGCGGCGGCGGCGGCGGGGGGCCUGGUGCGGGUCGCGCUGAAGAAGCAGCCCGUCGACCAGAACGCCCGCGUCGCCGCGCGCCUCUCCGCUGAGGAGAGGCAGCGCCUCCUCCUCCGCGGCGCCAACGCCCUGGGCUCGGCCGGCGGCGACGACGACUCCGACGUCAUCGCGCUCAAUAACUACAUGAACGCGCAGUACUUUGGGGAGAUCGGCGUCGGGACGCCGCCGCAGAAGUUCACCGUCAUCUUCGACACCGGCAGCUCCAACCUCUGGGUGCCGUCCUCCAAGUGCUAUUUCUCGAUCGCUUGCUACUUCCACUCGCGCUACAAGUCAGGGCAGUCAAGUACUUAUAAGAAGAACGGAAAACCUGCUGCCAUUCAAUAUGGAACCGGUGCAAUUGCUGGUUUUUUCAGUGAGGAUAGCGUUAAAUUAGGUGAUCUGGAUGUGAAUGAUCAGGAAUUUAUUGAAGCUACAAAGGAGCCAGGCCUUACCUUCAUGGUUGCAAAAUUUGAUGGCAUUCUUGGGCUAGGCUUUCAGGAAAUAUCUGUUGGGAAUGCAACACCUGUGUGGUAUAACAUGGUAAAACAAGGUCUCAUCAGUGACCCUGUUUUCUCUUUCUGGUUUAACCGACAUGCUGGUGAAGGAGAAGGUGGUGAAAUUGUGUUUGGUGGAAUGGAUUCUAGUCACUACAAGGGUGAUCACACCUAUGUCCCAGUCACUCAGAAGGGAUACUGGCAGUUUAAUAUGGGUGAUGUCCUGGUUGAUGGAAAGUCCACUGGGUUUUGUGCUGGUGGUUGUGCAGCAAUAGCAGAUUCUGGAACUUCCUUGCUUGCUGGCCCCACAGCCAUUAUUACUGAAAUCAACGAAAAGAUCGGUGCUGCUGGUGUAGUCAGCCAGGAGUGCAAGACUGUUGUUUCUCAAUACGGACAACAGAUCCUAGAUCUUCUGCUAGCUGAGACGCAACCAGCGAAGAUCUGUUCUCAGGUUGGCCUGUGCACUUUUGAUGGCACUCACGGUGUUAGCACUGGAAUUCGUAGCGUAGUGGAUGACAAAGCUGGGAAAUCAAAUGGUGGUCUCAAGAGUGAUCCAAUGUGCAAUGCCUGUGAGAUGGCUGUGGUAUGGAUGCAGAACCAACUGGCCCAGAACAAGACACAGGAGCUCAUCCUGACCUACAUUAAUCAGCUUUGUGAGCGUCUUCCUUCUCCCAUGGGAGAAUCAGCCGUGGACUGUGCCAGUCUUGGGUCCAUGCCCGACAUUGCGUUCACCAUUGGAGGCAAGAAGUUCAAGCUGAAACCGGAGCAGUACAUUCUGAAGGUCGGUGAAGGACAAGCUGCCCAGUGCAUCAGUGGAUUCACAGCUAUGGACAUCCCACCACCUCGUGGCCCCCUCUGGAUCCUGGGCGAUGUUUUCAUGGGAGUCUACCACACCGUCUUCGAUUACGGCAAGCUGAGGGUUGGCUUCGCGGAGUCGGCCUAAGGAACGUAUGGUUUGGCGCCUCCUCCAGAGGAGGCAAAACGCAUGCGCCGAGAGAAAAGCUUCGCUUGUUUUUAACUUGUGUAUUUAUGCGGCCGGCGGUGUGUGUAUAUAUGCUACAUGUUUAGUGAUGCUUUCCGAGACCUGAGACAAUGCCCGUCUGUUUUAACCUGGCACAAGGAAAUUUCUCGAUGUGUUUGCCAAGCCAAUCUUGUACCCAAUUGUCACCGUGCAUCCUGGCAACGUGUACUCAAAGUAUUUUUCCU
Zea mays is the source of this 2062-nucleotide messenger RNA. Its product is annotated as aspartic proteinase oryzasin-1. The record is from RefSeq and is marked provisional. Gene Ontology annotation, biological process: proteolysis; lipid metabolic process. Lineage: Eukaryota; Viridiplantae; Streptophyta; Magnoliopsida; Poales; Poaceae. Gene Ontology annotation, molecular function: aspartic-type endopeptidase activity.